Hordeum vulgare subsp. vulgare (domesticated barley) is the source of this 1465-nucleotide messenger RNA. RefSeq lists its product as uncharacterized. NCBI's taxonomy places the organism in Eukaryota, Viridiplantae, Streptophyta, Magnoliopsida, Poales, Poaceae. The record is from RefSeq and is a predicted model, not a curated record. The transcript has a single exon. The coding region runs from base 285 to 968 and encodes 227 amino acids.
AAAAAAUGUAGUUUCACAACGAAAAGAUAGUUUCCAGUACGUACUCCUACAUGGAAACAAGUCAGAAAAAUCGAUUCGCGUUAUUACUGUAGAUUGCAUUUACGCUAGCCGUGUUUAGAAGCAGUAUAAAAGUCGUCAUCCAGGCAUUGAUAUCCUUCCAUCCCCACCGAAAGAGCGAAUCAAACCACCUCUCCUCCGCCUCCACGCACGCACGCACGCUCGACGCCACUUCAAGCUUUGCAACCCCCUCGAUCUCUCUCAACAUCCCGAGCCUGCCCCAACCAAUGGCGUCCACAACCGGCUACGGCAACGUCACCGGCGGCGGCCUCCCCACGCACACGGCCACCUCCAAGCCACCCGUCGACGACCCGCGCCAGCAGAAGCAGCGCCUGCGCCGGCGCCGCGGCUGCCUCUGCUGCGCGUGCCUGGCCGUCACCCUCGUCCUCCUCGCCGUCGUCCUCCUGAUCCUCUUCCUCACCGUGCUCCGCGUCCGGGACCCGACCACGCGGCUCGUCUCCACGCGCCUCGUCGGCGUGGCCCCGCGCCUCACCUUCCCGGCGCUGAGCAUCCAGCUCAACGUCACCCUCCUCAUCACGGUGUCCGUGCACAACCCCAACCCGGCCUCCUUCUCCUUCCCCUCCGGCGGCCACACCGACCUGACCUACCGCGGCGCCCACGUCGGCGACGCCGAGAUCGACCCCGGCCGCGUCCCCAGCAAGGGGGACGCGGACGUGCGGCUGGCGCUGACGCUGCAGGCGGACCGGUUCGCCGGGGACGUGGCGCAGCUGAUCGCCGACGUGGAGGCCGGGUCGCUGCCGAUCGAGGCCAGCACCAGGAUCCCGGGGCGGGUGGCGGUGUUCGGCGUGUUCAAGCGCCACGCCGUCGCCUACUCCGACUGCAGCUUCGUCUUCGGCGUCGCGGAGCUGGGCGUCCGCAGCCAGGAGUGCCGCGACCACACCAAGCUCUGAUCCUACCCACCUUCCUUCCUCCGUCCGUCUGUGCGACGGUAGCUGUCCGUCUCCGCCGCGCGCGUCGCCGGAGAUGGAAGCAAGGACACCUUUUUCUGCCGUGUUCGUUCGUUUGAUACGUGGGGCCGACGACGUCGUUGUCAUCACGGAGAGAAGAAGAGAAAAGGGUGAGCCGAAGACGCUUCAUCAUCAGUAUAGUACCACUGUACUACUCUAGUUAGUCCCGGCUUUGGGUAGAAUUAAUUUGUCCUUUUAGUUGUUUCCAUUGCUGUGUGUCGUCUUACGAUUUUGAGAUGGAAUUUUCUUGUACAGAGACAGACAGGGUGGACUAGUUAGUAUACGCACAUAUGGCUUGCUCUUAUUCUUCAUCACAUCAUCACCAUGUGUUUAGAUUCUUGCUUUGUGCGCACGAAUCCUAAGCAUGACCCUGUUAUAGUUUAUGCUUAUACUGUACUAUAUAGCUUGCUGUUACGGGGUCGCUGGGAGACCUUCCUCGA